CUAUACUUGAAAAGUUAAACCCUAGCAUUACAGUCGGUCCUGCUUAAGUAGAGAGCAGCUCUUUGCGGCGGAGAUCGUCCUGGACGGAGGCGCCGGAGUAGAGAGCUGAAGCGAAGCAAUUCCAAGGGCGGUGCAGCAAAAUGGCGGACAAGGCAGUGACCAUCAGGACGAGGAAGUUCAUGACUAAUCGACUUCUCUCAAGGAAACAAUUCGUGAUCGACGUUCUGCAUCCUGGAAGGGCUAAUGUUUCCAAGGCGGAGCUGAAAGAGAAACUGGCAAGGAUGUAUGAAGUAAAAGAUUCCAACGCCAUAUUCGUAUUCAAGUUCAGGACUCACUUUGGUGGAGGUAAAUCGACUGGAUUUGGUUUGAUCUAUGACUCUGUUGAGAAUGCAAAGAAAUUCGAGCCCAAGUACAGACUCGUCAGAAAUGGGUUGGAUACUAAAGUUGAGAAGUCAAGAAAGCAAAUGAAGGAACGGAAGAACCGAUCUAAGAAAAUCAGAGGAGUGAAGAAGACAAAGGCGGGAGAUGCUGCCAAGGCGGGAAAGAAGAAGUAAUAAAAUUGGUAGCAAAUGUAGGUCAAGCUGAACUUGGGAAAUGGAUUGCAUUGCCUUGUCUAUCGUUUUCCAUUUUCUUUCUUUCUUAUGGACCUUUUCCCUGAUAUUUCACAUUUUUGCUGGAUGUUGAGUGUAAUGAUAGGGGUAUUAGGGUAUAGCUUGAACUGUUCUUUUACAUAACCAUAUGUUUGCUCUUUGUUUGAUAUUUAACUCCUGCCAAAUGAACUAAAUUUUUAAUUUUUAUUAAAUCACGAGUCUUAA
This is a messenger RNA of Cuscuta europaea, 815 nucleotides long. Lineage: Eukaryota; Viridiplantae; Streptophyta; Magnoliopsida; Solanales; Convolvulaceae. The record is from the annotation of a GenBank genome assembly.